Penicillium griseofulvum is the source of this 4857-nucleotide messenger RNA. RefSeq names its product DNA-directed RNA polymerase. Gene Ontology annotation, cellular component: nucleus; mitochondrial DNA-directed RNA polymerase complex. The record is from RefSeq and is a predicted model, not a curated record. The coding region runs from base 1 to 4857 and encodes 1618 amino acids. Gene Ontology annotation, biological process: mitochondrial transcription. The transcript is spliced from 5 exons. Gene Ontology annotation, molecular function: DNA-directed RNA polymerase activity; mitochondrial promoter sequence-specific DNA binding. NCBI's taxonomy places the organism in Eukaryota, Fungi, Ascomycota, Eurotiomycetes, Eurotiales, Aspergillaceae.
AUGACUUUUUCCGAUGACGACCCUGUCGUCGCCUCCUACGACGUCCUCCUCACUGACUCGGAUGCCUCUCGCUAUGUCUUCCAAUACGUUGACCGAGAGCACGACCGUCCUUACAAUGACCAAGCAAACCAACGGCCAAUUCAACUUCGAAUCAAACCGCGCACCGGUCUUAUCGAAGUUGAAGUCCCCAUCAGCACCCGGGAAAACUACGACGUUAACAAAGGAAUGCGCUAUGGUGAUGCGGUAAAUAAGAGCCGUUCCGCGCGCGACGGAGGCGCUUAUGGUAUGGCAGGCGGCUUCACUGCUGGCAGUGGAACUGCAGCUGCAGGGGCAAGAGUCAAGAUGGAAGGGAAUGGGGACGUGGAGAUACUGGAUAAUAAGAGGGCUGUCGACUCUGCAUCAUUGCUGCGAGUGCAGUCACUUGGAGGUCGGAUAAAGCCUUCCGAAGAAGGCGAUCCAGUUUACAUGCUGGCCACCUUCACAGAUAAAAACUUGCACCUCUCCCCUGUCACAUCGGUUGUCCAGUUCCACCCUCAGCUUCACCACCUAGAUGCUUUGGAUGAGAUGCCAAAAGGGAAAGGUCGUAAAAAGGAUGACGAUGACCGUCCUGCUGAGAGCGAAGCACGGGCAAUUGAUAUUAAAGUCAAGGCCGCUGAAGAUAGCGAAGCAGCUGCAAACGCCGGCAAUCUAGACCUUCUUAAGCAAAUGCAAGAUGAGAAAUGGAAAACAUAUGGCUGGGUUGAUGCUGAGGCCGAGGAUUCUUGGUACACAUAUGAGAGCUAUAUGAUUCACAAGGAUACUGAAAACCUCCCGUCCCUAGAGUCAAACAUUGAGUCGGAAGAAUAUCUCGAUAAAAUGAGCGCUCCUAGGAUUGAUCCCGCCCGCCCCGACUUGACUGGUUGGGCCAUGAAGGAAAAUCGUCGGAGGCAAAAAAACAACCGAGCAGCCGCCGACCACUCAAGCAUCGACGGGCACUCGCCGGAUACUUACGACCCCUUCAUGCACAUGCCGUUCGAGAGCUUCGAUACAUCAUCCCUAAUCAUUCUCGACUCAACGCCACAAUCGCAAUCGAAAGUUUUCCGCAGGAGGCAUGGCAUUGGCGGUGAUGAAAUGGAGAUGAAGGCAAAUCUAGAGCUCUCAUUGAAGAUUGGGGAGUUCGAGCGAGCCUCUAGUUUGAUUGGUCGCCUUGGCCAUUAUCACCCGCCUGGAUCGGAUGAGUAUCUCCUUAUUCAUAACCGUUUCAUGAAACAGAUGGUGGCAUAUAUGAUUAUCAACCGACAGCACGAUAUGGUUCUGCCCUUGCAGAAGUGGUUUGAAGUUGAUAUGCCUGCCGGUGGCGUGACACCGGAUGCAAUCAGUUUCGCGAUUAUGAUCCGAAUGGCGCUGCGUAUGCUUCAUGGAUCGAAGCGCGAUAGAACUGUCCGUCGAUACUGGGAACUUGCCCAAAAUGCAGGAUUGGAGGAAGAGCUUGUUGGCGUUGAGGUCCUUGAGGACUCUGACGUUGGUGAGCUAUCUAAAAUUUGCUCCUCCGACAUGUUAGACUUGGUUUCAAAAUAUAUGGAACUCUCCGAAACUACUGAACUGCCUUCCGCCAUUGUCGAUGAUACACCCCAGGUCCAAGCCGCUGAGCAAAGAGGAUUGGGACUGGUUUCUCUGAAACAGUCGCUGUCCCUCUUUUCCGGUAAUGGUGAUGUACGCUUGCCCGAAAAUUUUGCAGGCACCGAAGAAGAAGGAAAGCAAUUGUUAUCGGAGUUGAGGCAAACGCGACUCGAAACCGAUAGUCUUGAUUCGGCCCUCUGGCGUUGGCGGUCAGAUAAUGCGGAGAGACAAAAAUCCGGUUUUAACGCCGCUUCGAAUGAGAAAAAGCUCAGCGGAAUCAUGAGCCAAUGGCACGCGGACCUUGUUGCAAGAAUCAAGAAGGAGCUUGUCCUCGUUGACGAGGCACUUGCGACACGUAUCAUUAGCGUUGAACAAAAAGAGCGCUGUGAAUAUGGUGUGUUUUUGCGAGCCCUCGAUCCCGACCGGUUAGCUGCACUCACUCUCUUGUCUGUGAUGUCUGUUUUCAGCCGGCAGGGAAUGGACAAGGGAAUCAAGCUUUCCGCCCUUGCUUCAAUAACCGGAAAAGAGUUGCAAGAUGAACUUAUUGCCGACAACUAUCUGAAAAAGAACAAGGCUAUGGAUCCGAAUCGUCUCAAGGCACUGAAGCAGGUACUCGCAAACCGCAAAGACAAGCAAGGCCGACUUCGAUGGCAAUCGCUCGUUGAGAAGAUCACUGCAGAAGAUGAAUCUGUAAUCUGGGGCAGUCGGACACAGGUCAAAAUCGGUGCUGUUUUGAUGGGCAUGCUAGUCGAAGUGGGGAAAGUCGCGGUUUGGGCAGAGGAUCCUGUCACCAAGAAGAGAACCCUCACUAUGCAACAAGCCUUCGACCAUUCUUAUCAGAUUCACUUCGGGAGAAGAUCUGGUCAUAUCCACAUGAACUCCAAGCUUGUUGAUAUUGUUGCCAGGGAGCCACCCCCUGAGCUGUUGGCCCGUCACCUUCCUAUGGUCUGCAAACCUAAACCGUGGACGGGCCCACGAACUGGCGGGUACAAGAUAUACGACUCCAACCUAGUGCGCACUACUCCUGGUGAAACACUACAACCGGCCUACCUCAAGGCUGUCUUGAAAGAUGAUGGAUUGAAAGAGAUCCGGACAGGCCUUGAUGUUCUCGGUUCCACUGGGUGGAAGGUCAAUGAACAAGUUUUCGACGUGAUGCUUGAAGCUUGGAAUGGUGGGGAGCCUAUUGGAAAGCUUGCCCCCUUGAACCCAGACCUAACGGCACCAGAACAACCGAGUCCAAACGCCGACUACAAAACCCAAAAAGAGUGGCACCAAAAGGUUCGUGAAGUCGAAAAUCUUCGCUCUGGAUAUCAUUCCGUUCGAUGCUUCCAGAACUUCCAGCUUGAGGUUGCGAGAGCCUUCCGGAAAGAAGUCUUCUAUCUUCCCCACAACAUGGAUUUCCGUGGGAGGGCUUACCCACUCCCUCCUUACAUGAAUCAAAUGGGGGCUGAUAAUUCAAGAGGAUUGCUUCUUUUCGACAAGGGAAAGGCACUUGGGGUAUCUGGUAUGCGCUGGCUGAAAAUUCAGAUUGCAAACUUGUUUGGAUUUGAUAAGGCUAGCAUGUCUGAACGGGAGCAAUUCACAAUGGACAAUUUGGAUGAUGUUCUUGACUCUGCCAACGCGGGACUCCACGGACGACGGUGGUGGCUCCAGGCUGAGGACCCAUGGCAGCUUUUGGCAGCAUGCUGCGAACUCCGGAAUGCCUUGCAGCUCCCUGAUCCCACAGAAUAUAUCUCCCAUCUUCCAAUUCACCAAGAUGGCUCUUGCAAUGGACUUCAACACUAUGCCGCUCUGGGUGGUGACAGUGUCGGCGCCCAGCAGGUCAAUCUUGAACCAUCCGAUCGCCCUUCAGACGUCUAUACCGGUGUGUGCGAAUUUGUGAAAGAAGCCAUCGCACAGGACGCAGCCAAUGGUGACAAUUUGGCCCAGCGUCUCGAAGGCAGAGUCACCAGAAAGAUUGUGAAGCAGACGGUCAUGACUAAUGUCUACGGAGUGACCUUUUUGGGCGCGACAAGACAGGUCAAAAGGCAGCUUAUCGACUACCUCCCUGACCUCGAUAAUACAGAGAGGAACGCCGCGGCUUUCUACAUCGCAACAAAGAUCUUCGGUGCUCUCGGAUCCAUGUUCAACGGAGCCCAUGAGAUCCAGUAUUGGCUUGGCGAUUGUGCCCAACGCAUUACACAGUCUGUGACACCGGAGCAAAUUGAGGAGCUCACGCAAGCAGCAUUAGUACCCAAGGAUGAACGCCGGCAGGAUUUCCCGACGUCCACUGAUCCAGAGAAAUCCUUCAGGUCGACUGUGAUUUGGACGACCCCAUUGGGUCUCCCAGUGGUCCAGCCAUAUCGAACUCGCAAGACGCGGCGUGUUGAGACUAGUUUACAAGACAUCAGUCUUGUUGAACCCGGCUCCGACGAUGUCGUUACAAAGCGCAAGCAGCUUCAGGCCUUCCCGCCUAACUUCAUCCACUCUCUUGAUGCCACACACAUGAUCAUGUCCGCCAAUGCAUGCCAUGAAGCGGGCUUGACCUUUUCCGCUGUCCACGAUUCUUUCUGGACUCAUGCUGCCGAUGUCGACCAGAUGAACCUCAUCCUUCGAGAUGCCUUCGUUCGCAUGCAUUCUGAUGAUGUUGUCGGGCGCCUCGGUGCAGAAUUCAAAGUGCGAUAUAGCAAGAAUUUAUUCCUAGCCAGAUUGCCCCGCACCACCCGCCUUGGCCGGGCGAUCUUCGCGCACCGCAAAACCACUAGGAUCACCAAACUCCAAGAGUUGAUCAACGAAAACCGACGGCAAACUCUACUCAACUCGGACGAUCCGGAGGAUCAGGCCGAGGGCCGUGCUAUGGUGACCCCUUGCAGUAUCUUCGAAAAGUUAGGCGGUACAGACACCGACCUGACUACCUUCAAAACAAUGGGUACGAACCCAAUCGGUCACAUUCCAGAUGUUGUGCCGGAUCUGGAACGGGUGGGAGGUACAAUCGAUACCACCGAUCCGGCCAUUGAGUCCCUGGUCGGCGACCUCGAGAUGUUUGAGGCGAGGCAGAGUCCCCGCGAGAUAACCACCGAAGUACCAGAUGAUGUUCAUGGUGAAUCUUCCGAUCAGACACAAAUUGAGUCCCAAGAGUCCCAAGGCUCGGAGCCAAAGGAAAAGCAGAAGCGCGCCUUGACCACAUGGUUAUGGAUGCCUCUGAACUUCCGCCCAGUCCCUAAAAAGGGUGACUGGGACCUGACCCGAAUUCGUGAGAGUGAAUACUUCUUCUCAUGA